UAAGCUGAACAUUUCCCACAAGAACAGUACAGAAUCUGCAAACAAGCAAUCGAAAUAGCAUUGCAAUGUUGUUAACAGCGAAACCCACUCAGCUGCAACAACCAUGGUUACUAUUCCCACCAUCAUCGACACUUCCCAAUCGAACACGCUUCAACACCAGAAGAAGAAUCAUCAUUCUCAACAACAACAACAACAACGAAACCAACAAUAAUAAUACAUCCUCAUCUUCUUCUUCUUAUCCACCGUUGGUUAGAAGAAGAAACCGCUAUCGAAAACUUUACCCUGGUGAAACCAUCGGAAUCACUGAAGAGAUGAGAUUCGUUGCCAUGAAACUCCACAACGACAAAACCAACACCGUCAACAAUACCACUUCUGUUGUAGUAGAAGACGCUGAAGGACAAAUCCCUGACACGUGGUAUCCUUCUAUGAAAGGUUUUCUUCGAUUCUUGGUUGAUAAUCAGCUAGUUUUUUCUACACUCGAACGCAUUGUUGAUGAUUCCGAUAACGUUUCAUAUGCGUACUUGAGGAAAACUGGAUUGGAAAGAUCUGAAGGGAUUUUGAAAGAUCUAGAAUGGUUGAAGGAAGGUGUUGAGAUUCCCAAUCCAAGCUCACCUGGGACUACAUAUGCCAAAUAUUUAGAGGAACUUGCGGAAAGAAGCGCACCUUUGUUUCUCUCCCAUUUCUACAAUAUCCAUUUUUCUCAUAUAACUGCUGGCCAGGUUAUUACAAAGAAGGUAUCUGAAAAGCUCCUGGAAGGUAAGGAGCUGGAGUUCUGCAAAUGGGAAGGAGAUGUACAGGAAAUGCUGAAAGAUGUACGUGAGAAACUUAACGUGCUUGCAGAGCAUUGGGGUCGGGAUGAGAAAAAUAAAUGUUUAAGAGAAACAAAAAAGUCAUUCCAGUUUAUGGGACAGAUUGUUCGUCUAAUCAUCUUAUAAAGAGACUGGUGGGCUCUCUGUUUUUUGGUUAAUAGCAGUGACUUUUUUAUGGAUAGGGGGCAGUUUGGGAGCGUUAACUGUAGCUUGGCAGCCAUUUUUUGUUGCAGCAAAUAUUACUGUUAUCACGCCUCACAUUUAUGCCAGGUGGAGUGACAAGUUCGUUUCAUUAGAGUCUAGAGAUGUGGCUUAGCUGGAACUACGUGAAGGUCAUGAAUACUGAAAUAAUAAUCACCAUGAUGUUGCAGUAUUACUGAAGAUUUCUUUCUUAUUGUGGCUAUUAUUUCCUACUUGCAGUCUCGUUUGUGACUCUUUUGAGAUCACCACUUAAGUUCUCUGUAGUUUGAAUGUUCUCGAGUAAUAUUUGAGACAUUUGGGAAUCCACAUAAACUUCACAUGUAAUUUAUAAAAAUGGCGGUGCUUUCAGUCAAAAAGAAAAUGGUGACGCUUAUAGGACUGUUUCUUACUUUCCAUUUUAUAAUUAGCACCUCAGUCUUUACUGUAUUUCUGUAUUGUUGCUGUUCUAGGAUGACAUUGAACAAUUUGAUAUUGAAUUUUCCAAAGUAGAAUAUAACGUUUUACUCUCUUUUUGAGAGAUUGAAUUG
This is a messenger RNA of Medicago truncatula (barrel medic), 1537 nucleotides long. Its product is annotated as probable inactive heme oxygenase 2, chloroplastic. Gene Ontology annotation, molecular function: heme oxygenase (decyclizing) activity. The coding region runs from base 66 to 935 and encodes 289 amino acids. The transcript is spliced from 6 exons. The record is from RefSeq and is a predicted model, not a curated record. NCBI's taxonomy places the organism in Eukaryota, Viridiplantae, Streptophyta, Magnoliopsida, Fabales, Fabaceae. Gene Ontology annotation, biological process: phytochromobilin biosynthetic process; heme oxidation.